Molecule: messenger RNA, 2340 nt
Organism: Drosophila innubila
Lineage: Eukaryota; Metazoa; Arthropoda; Insecta; Diptera; Drosophilidae
Exons: 6
Coding region: 385-2064 (559 amino acids)
Molecular function (GO): zinc ion binding
Source: RefSeq, a predicted model, not a curated record
UCGGCAUCGCGUUAUGAUCGUUCGGUUUCGUUGCGGCACGCGUAUAUAAAACUAGUGCGACUGUAUGUGUGUGUGCGUGCUUGCAAACAAACAAAAAAACAAGCAACUCAUAAAUACCUUAUUGCGAGUAUCUAUAGAGAAUACAUAUAUAUAGAAAAUAAUAAAACCCAUACUCGUCGCAUUUGUAUGUGCUAUUUGUGCUACUUUUAUUUUUAUUUUUGGGUGGUUGUAAUGUGACAAACAUUGCUUCAUAACCGCAAUAAACUGGUGAAAAUGUCAGGGACGCUGCAGACGUCUCUUACCGAGUAUUACAAGUACAAGUUUUUGUUAUUGUGAACAAAACAAAAAUGUACGAUAAACACUAAAAUGCUAAUUUAAUAUAGAAUGCUACCCAGUUUUCACACCUUAAUGCGUUGCUCGAAGCGAGUCCUGCAAUCGCCGCUGGACGCGGUGAAGAUGCGUAACUCUGGACACAGCAAGGCGCCCGGCGUCGGCGUCUACGGCCCCUUUACGCCGGACAACGAUCUGAGCUGUUCCGGACGAGGUGAUUGUGUUAACAACACCUGCGUCUGUGACAUUCGUUAUGCGGGCGAUGAAUGCAAUUUCUUCAAUCUGCCGUAUUAUGCCGGCAUCUCAACGAUCUUCUAUGUGGUGGCUCUCGUCUCGGUCAUCCAGCUGCUCAUCUGCAUUGUGGCCGAGUAUCAACGCCUUAAACAACCCUCGAUAUUACGCGCCUGUCGCAUCACAACACAAAAACUACUCUAUUUCAUGGUCUUUGUGGCAUCUUCAUUGCGUGGCGCCUACUUCACCACACCGCUGGAUUUACAGCCUCAAUGGGCUGUUACUUUGAUGUCCGCCUAUUAUCCGCUGCUCAUGACAUGCGCCUCUCUCAUCGUCUGCAUGUGGGCUGAGAUCUUUCACCUGCGCGACAUACGCUGGGAGAAGUCGCAGUUUCUGUCCAAGAGCUUCCUUGGUUUCGUGGCAUUCAACUUUUUCCUGUACAGCCUUUACGGCAUCGAGGUCUUCAGUUCGUUGAUCAACUCGGAACGUCGUGAUUAUGCGCAUAUCUUCAAUGGCUGCUAUGCCAUUCUCCUUUUAAUUGUCGUCAUCUUCUUUUUGAUCUAUGGCGUCGAAGUCUUCUUUAAGCUACGUGGUGGAUUUGUCUACGAUCAGACGGGUAAAAUCCUCGGACCCAGCGAGGCAAUUGUGAAUGCCUCCCAGUUGCAUCAAUCGCGCUUUGGACUGCUGAGUCAGGCAAUAAUGCUCAUUGUGAUUGUGGGCUUUCUGACCUCUGAAACGUUGGGUGAUUUUUGGAAGACCAAAGUCCCUGUCAAUUCACGAAACUGGCAUGAUAUCAUCUUUCGCAUUGCUGAAAUUGGUGUCGCUUUGUGGUUCCCCUGCUGCCUGUGGAAUUGUAUGGCGCCGGAACAGCUCUGGAUAUUAAAUCCACGCAAGCUGCUGUCGCGUCAAAUCGAUCCAUCGAUACCAACACUCGAUGCCGACAGCAAUAAGUUGUCACCCGAGGAGGGACAAACAUUCUUGACCAAAAAGGAUUGCUGGAUAUGCUAUGAUAGCGAUAAGCCCGAACCUCUUAUACAGCCCUGCCGUUGCACUGGCGAUGUCAGUUCGGUGCAUCACGAGUGCCUUAAACGCUGGCUGGUCGAGAGCUGUGGCAGCAACAAUGAGGCACAGCUCUCCUGCAAGGUCUGCGCGCAUCCCUACGAAAUUGAAAAGUCCAAAAAACUCGAGUGGGACAAAGGAUUCACCAUACAGCAUUGGAUGAAGACAGUUAUACUGAUAACUCUUAUCUGUGUAACGGGCGCCACAGCCUGGGCAAUCAUUCAAAUGUACGUGGAUCCCAUGGUGCGUGUUCUCACUGUAGGCGUUGCCGUCCUCAUUGGCUAUGUUUGUUGCAAGUGUCUGGGCGAGAAUACCGUUUUGGCCUAUCAGCGUGCCAAGGUUAGCUCGAUUAACAUUGUAACCAGUUCGGAGAUGGAGAAACUUCAUACCAUAUGUGAGGAUGUCAGUGCCAGCACCUCAGCAGCUGCUCGUGCAGCAUCCUAAACAAGAAGAAGCUGUUCAAGUCGAAGCCAUAUGAAAACAUCACAUUACAUACGAAACAUAUACAGACGUACGAUUUAAUUUAGAGCGUGUUUUGCACACAAUUUUUGCUCAAUACCCCCCUCCACAAAAUUCUUCCCAGCAAACUGUGUACAUAGAUUUUAAGUAAUUUAGGAAAGGAUCUUAGGAAAACACUGUUCGAUAAACGAGUCAAUUUUGUCUCUCAAAGUCACAAGCAAUUUUCCGAGCGCGACAUGUAUUAAAAACAAAAACAACAAA